GAGAAAGAAAGGAAGAACCCAGCCGUCCAUCUCUCUUCCCUGGUUUCUUGGAGAUCUGGUUAGCUUGGCCACGCGGGAUCCUGGGGGGAUUUUUACAACCAGACUGGGAUCUAUGAGCGGGAAGGGGAUCAAGCCCAAGGAAGAAAAAGAUGCUUCGAAAGUUAUGGAUGACGCCUGUCCUGGCACACAGGAAUAUAUUAUGUUACGGCAAGAUUCCAUCCAAUCUACGGAGCUAAAGAAAGGACAGUCCCCUUUCCGAACUAAAUGCCAUGAAAUCUUCUGUUGUCCUCUGAAGCAAGUCCACCUCAAAGAAAAUACAGAACCCGAAGAACCCCAGCUGAAAGGCAUUGUAACAAAACUUUACAGCCGGCAAGGAUAUCAUUUGCAGUUGCAAGCAGAUGGAACCAUUGAUGGAACCAAAGAGGAAGAGAGUACCUACACCUUGUUUAACCUCAUACCCGUGGGCUUACGAGUGGUGGCUAUCCAAGGUGUUCAGACAAAACUGUACUUAGCAAUGAACAGUGAAGGCUACUUGUAUACAUCAGAACAUUUCACGCCGGAAUGCAAGUUCAAAGAAUCCGUUUUUGAGAAUUAUUACGUCACUUACUCUUCCAUGAUCUACAGGCAGCUGCAGUCAGGAAGAGGCUGGUAUUUGGGUCUUAACAAAGAAGGAGAGGUCAUGAAAGGAAACCAUGUUAAGAAAAACAAACCGGCUGCACAUUUCCUCCCCAAACCACUAAAAGUGGCCAUGUACAAAGAGCCCUCCCUUCAUGAUCUUACUGAGUUUUCACGGUCCGGCAGCGGAACCCCAACGAAGAGCAGAAGUGUCUCUGGAGCAUUAAAUGGUGGGAAAUCCAUGAGCCAGAAUGAAUCAACGUAGCCGGGAUUGAGAAGCUAGAGGAGAGAUGGCGCAUCAGUGAAACCUUACCUCGAGACUUGCUGUGGAACCCUUAUUUUGCACCCACCAUUCAACUGUUUCCGACAAGCCAACAAACUGGGAUAGGUCAUUUGGCCUUUUAUCAGCUACUGUGGACUUUCUGGAUGUCCCCAAACAACAAUAAAUGAUUCGCGUCAAAGGAAAGAUCCCCAAUGAUGUAGAACAGGCUUGUGCAAACUUGUGGCCUAGCCAGACAAACUUUAAGUGGUGGCAUAACAUUGCAGAGGCACAAUCCACCCCACCCACCUUCUCGUUUACUUCUUACCCUCACCUAGGCGCUGUGAAAAAACACAAAAUUUCAGAACCUGUUUUUGCUUUCCAACCAAGAGAGAAAUCCAGUCAAAUAUCCCUUUUUUUUUCUUUGCUCUUUGAGGGAAAUUUAAAUGUUUAGUGUUUUAUAUAUAACAUUGUUUGGGGUGGGGGGAAGGGAGAAAAAAGAAUCUGUAUGCCCUCUGCUUUUUUUUUUUUUCCCCCAGCUUACCAUUUUCUAUAUCAUAAGGCUUGGUAAGGAAAACAAAUCCGAAUAUAUGCUUUUAAUCUGGAACAGCAUCACCUUUUUCGAUCUCUUAACCUGAAUGGGUCUUCAGAGCUGUGUCUUUACGAGCAAAGCAAAAUCAUGCUACUAUAAUAGUGUAAUCCUGAGGAUAAAUAAAUAAAUAAAUCAGGUUUGGAGCUGGAUCUCAGUGGAUCUCAGGCUCCAGCAAAAAAGUGUUCUUGUGAUUUUAACACACUGAGAUAUAUAUACAGUUUUUUAUAGAUUUGUAGUCAUCCUUUCAAAGUCCUUGUGCUAACCCCAGUCUGUAGGAACCAAGGUGUUGUGUUAAUCCCCAGUCUGUUCAAAAUACUUAUUUUUAAAAAACAGGGUGAAUCAAAUUAUUCCCACAAUGUAGACCUCCCCCCCACUUUUCCCUCCACUCUUCUCUUAAUUAUAUUUUGUGUAUCAUAUUUAAAAACAAAAGCUAAACCUGUUGACAUACCUUCUUUUUUCUAAAGACAGAAACUGUGGAACUAAAGUAACUUAACUAAUGUUUUUAUAAGGGAAACCAUUGCAUCUUCUUUGUAAGCAUCUUUCCUUUAUUUCCCUGAAAUUUGGGUGGAGAGUUAACAUCAGAGCCAACAACAUGGAAAGAAUCAACAUAGAAAGGGGAUGCAAUCCAGCCUGUUCAAGUCACUGGAGCUGAAGGAAGUGAGAUGGUGGGGAAUCUGUUGUGGUCUUUCCUUGAGGAAGGAGAAUUAAGAAAAGAAAGGGCUGGGGGAUUUCAUAGAUCCUGAUAUGGGGUAGAUCUGGCUGGAAAGGGAAAACGUACAAGCAUCAUCCCAUGGAAUCUUUCUGAAUACUUUUUUCUCUUGCAAGAGGCUGGAAUUGUGUCAUUCCUUCUCUGUUUUUUAAAGCAAACAGAAGUAAUGCAGCUGGGGGAGGGAGAGAAAGUUAAGUUUCUGUUUAGUUCAUCAUAUCUCUUGCAUGAGAGGAAGUUGGAUACUGGCUUCAGAAGUUGCAUGACCUGUUUAAGAUUUUGUGCAUUGCUCUCUGUCAAAGAUAAUGUACAAAGCAGACUUGGGCCAGAAUGAGCUGUUUCCUGUCGCUUUGUACAAAGGAGAUGUUUAUUAUUUGUUGUAUACAACCAUGCACUGAAUAAACUAAUUUAUAUU
Candoia aspera is the source of this 2587-nucleotide messenger RNA. RefSeq names its product fibroblast growth factor 13 (gene FGF13). Bases 113 to 880 code for a protein of 255 amino acids. Gene Ontology annotation, biological process: regulation of voltage-gated sodium channel activity. The transcript is spliced from 6 exons. Gene Ontology annotation, molecular function: growth factor activity; sodium channel regulator activity. Lineage: Eukaryota; Metazoa; Chordata; Lepidosauria; Squamata; Candoiidae. Gene Ontology annotation, cellular component: cytoplasm; nucleus. The record is from RefSeq and is a predicted model, not a curated record.